Sus scrofa (pig) is the source of this 6418-nucleotide messenger RNA. It is a transcript of the gene NIPAL4, whose product is annotated as NIPA like domain containing 4. Gene Ontology annotation, cellular component: membrane. Gene Ontology annotation, biological process: magnesium ion transport. The record is from RefSeq and is a predicted model, not a curated record. Gene Ontology annotation, molecular function: magnesium ion transmembrane transporter activity. NCBI's taxonomy places the organism in Eukaryota, Metazoa, Chordata, Mammalia, Artiodactyla, Suidae.
CUGUGUCUCCCAAGAUCUGGGCUCGGCUCUGGCACAAUGCAACCCUAACCUUGUUUGCAUCCUCUCUUGUGACUUAGAAAGCUCAGGCCAGAGGGAAACACUCCGCCUCUCUUGUCCUAUGUCCUCGGAACAAAAGCGAUGGAGUCUGAAUGCAGUGAGAAUUUGAGAGCUUACCUUGGCCAGCCUCAGAGAUGGCCACUAUUUUGUAGCACAGGUAUGAUCUGAGCAGCACAAAUGCUUAGGUAAGAGAAAAAAACUAAAUUCUCUUGUCAAGUCUCAGGCGGCCUGGACACAUACAUUUUUCUAUAAUAAAGAGUCAUUCCCAGUAGGGCCAAUCGCCAAUUUCUGGCUCCUCUGGGUUUCAGUUCACACUGGUCUUGGAAGUCCUUACCUCCAUUUGAACCCUGGUGCCACAUCCCUCCAAAGUUAAGGGUGGGCCCUGAUGCUCAGGAUAAAGACCUGUGAACUUGGCUCUGUAGUGUGGACAAGACCUGUGAUUUCCCUUUCCUUUCUCUCCUCUGCUCUACCCACCCAGCCCUGGACCCCACGGUGGUUCACAGACACACAUAGACACACACACACACACACACACACACACACACACACACACACACCCCACACACACACAGAAAGGAGCGGGAAGAGCUGUCUUAUUUGACAAAUGAGGAAACUGAUCCUUUUGGAGAGGAGGCGACUUAUUUAAAGUCAUCCAACACAUCAAAGGAAGCCACACAGGAGAGCCCAUCCUUUGCAGCCCAGCUAGAAGGCCACCAGCAGAAGGUGGAGAGUGGUGGCUGGGGGGACAGGCUCGGGGUGCAUAGCAGCUCUGUUUACUCCUGGUGCCUUUACUUCCUAGUGAUGGCACCAUGGGGGGAGGGGCAAGUUUCUCAGUAUUUAAAAUAGGGUUUUUUAUAUUCCUAUAUAAAAUGAUACUGGGGAAGCUGGUGACAUGUCUGUGUCUACACCUGCCUGUACUAUCUGUACUAUUUUUGUAACUCUUCUGUAAAUCCAAAAUUAUUUCAUAAUUUAAAAAAAAGUUUUAAUCCGGUUUCCCCUUCCUCACCGAAGGCUUAAAUGAGAUAAUGCCCAUAAGGCUUUAGUACGGCAUCUGCCUCAGAGUGAAGACUCAAUAAAUAACUACAUUUUUAUUGGAGUAUAGUUACUUUACAUUGUUGUGUUGCUUUCAGGUGUAAAGCAAAGUGAUCCAGUUAGACACACAUUCAUCCUUUUUCAGACUAUUUUUUCACAUAGGUUAUUAGGGAAAAUGGAGUACAUUUCCCUGUGCUAUGCUUUAGGUCCUUGCUGGCUAUCUAUAAUACGCAUAUGUUUUAUUUGUGUGUGUGUGUGUGUGUGUGUGUGUGUGUGUGUUUUAUAUGUGCAUAUUUGUUAAUCCCAGACGCCUAAUUUAUCCCUCCCCUCAACAGUUUUCCCUUUGGUAACCAUGAGUUUGUUUUCAAAAUCUGUGUGUCUGUUUAUUUUGUAAAUAAGUUCACUUGUAUCAUUUUUAUUAGAUUCCACCUGUAAGGGAUAUCCUAUGGUAUUUGUCUUCCUCUGUCUAGUAGAUAACUGCUCUUAAAGGCUACUCCCUCCAGAAGGCCAGGGACCUGCCAGAACUGGCCACUGCUCUCUUGGCGGUCCCACCUCCUCACCGCUGGGAGCAGGAGUUUACUUCAGCCUCGGACACCAGGCUUAGUGAGGCUAUUGGAAGUACGCACGUCCACGUCUGAGCUGAGACCCCAGGCCAAGGUACUUUGCCUCAUUUUCCUUUCCGGAAGUAAUAAAACCAGAGUAUGUUGGUCAUGAGGCGUAAAUGAACUGGGAUUUUUUUUUUAGCAGUAACAACUGUGUCUGGCCCAUAGCAAGCACUGCACAAGUGUUUUUACCGUGUAGCUCAGUGUUUCUCUAACCUUUUUCCUAUCACCCACAGUAACAUAUACUUUCCGUCAUCACUAUUUUUCUUUCUAAUGUUGAUGUAAAUAACACCAGUCUCUAGAUGGUUGAUCUCAUUUUGUUUCCCUUAUUAAUAUAUUAAGUUCUUGGGGGACAGGGACUAUGUCUUAUUCAUUUUGGUCUCUGAUUACUUCAUUUCCUUCUUUCAUUGAGUUUAUCAAGCUUCUAUUACCCAUUCAUUCCGCACAUAUGUGUGGACCAUUUAUGGAGCACCUGCUAUGUGCGGGACAUGUAUUAAUGCCCUGAGACAGAUCAGACCUACGUCGAAUAAGUAAAUAAGACAGGGAGGUAGGAAGUCGGGAAGGCAAGCAGGAAAGAAAAAAUCUAGGGUCCUAGAUGCCCCUGGCCAGAGAGGGCCUCAACUGGCCAGCGGUACCCCCCUUUUAACCCCCAUGCUCGCACUUCUACCUGGGCCAGAAAAUUGCUUCCUCUCCUAACAAACUGGAGUGCAUCGAUUGUGUCACUGGGGACGAAACUGGGUGCUGGUCCCAGCAUCGCCCAGGGACCCGCCCCAUCGCCUCCAGCCGGGGCGCGGCGGCAGUGACUCUGCCUCCGGGAGCCAGGAGCCAGCAGCCUCCGCGCCCCUCCGCCGGCAGCUUGAGCACUGGGCCCCCGGCCCAUGGAGUUGCCCAAGACUCCGGGUGACUCCUCCCCAGGGACCCUCCCCUUCUGGGGCACGUCAUUUUCCCCACCCCCAGGUCUCGACCCCUGCGGUUCCUCGCAAGUGCAAGCCGGGGACAAGUCUCAGCCCCCUGCUCCGGAGCCGGGGAGCCGGGGCGCCGGGGAGCCGGCGCCAUCCAGGUGCGAGCGCCCAGGGCCCAUGGAGCUGCCGGCCAGCAACACCAGCUGCGAGAACGGUUCCCUGAUCAGCCUCUACUGCUCCUCCCAAAAAGUCCUGUGCCAGAUCGUCGGUGGCCUCAGCCCUGAGGUGCCCAGCAAUGUCACCUCUAACAGCUGGCAGGAGAGGUUCAGGCAGAACUACAGCUUCUAUGUCGGCUUGGGGCUGGCCUUCCUGUCUAGCUUUCUCAUCGGCAGCAGCGUCAUCCUCAAGAAGAAGGGCCUCCAGCGGCUGGUGGCCUCGGGGGCCACACGGGCUGUGGACGGAGGCUAUGGCUACCUGAAGGAUGCGAUGUGGUGGGCUGGAUUUCUCACCAUGGCUGCCGGAGAAGUUGCCAACUUCGGGGCCUACGCAUUUGCUCCUGCGACAGUCGUCACACCUCUGGGAGCACUGAGUGUCCUCAUAAGUGCCAUCUUCUCCUCCUAUUUCCUGGGAGAGUGUCUGAAUCUGCUGGGGAAGCUGGGCUGCGUGAUCUGUGUGGCCGGCAGCACAGUGAUGGUGAUACACGCCCCCGAGGAAGAGAAGAUUACCACCAUCAUGGAGGUGGCCGCCAAGAUGAAAGACACAGGGUACAUCGUGUUUGCUGUGCUCCUGCUGGUGUUCUGCCUCAUCCUCAUCUUCGUCGUCGCCCCACGUUACGGACAAAGGAACAUCCUCGUUUACAUCGUCAUCUGCUCUGUGAUCGGGUCCUUCUCUGUGUCCGCCGUCAAGGGUCUGGGCAUCACCAUUAAGAACUUCUUCCAGGGGCUGCCAGUGGUGCGGCACCCUCUGCCCUACAUCCUGUCCCUCAUCCUGGCACUUUCGCUCAGCACUCAGGUCAAUUUCCUCAACCGGGCGCUGGACAUCUUUAACACCUCCCUGGUGUUCCCCAUCUACUAUGUGUUCUUCACCACGACAGUGGUGACCUCCUCCGUCAUCCUCUUCAAGGAGUGGCACAGCCUGUCCGCCGUGGACAUCACGGGCACCCUCUCUGGCUUUGUCACCAUCAUCCUGGGUGUGUUCAUGCUUCAUGCGUUCAAAGACCUGGACAUCAGCCGGAUCAGCUUGCCCCACACGCACAAAAACCCAACCCCACCUCCCGCCCCAGAGCCCAGCGUCGUUAGACUCGAAGACAAGAAUGUCCUCGUGGAUAACAUAGAACUCUCCAGCACCCCAUCACCAGAAGAGAAGCCCAAAGUGUUUAUAAUCCAUUCGUAAAGCUUGGAAUGCGUGAGUGGGCGGAUGAGCCCUGUGGUACAGCCUGACUUCUCAAUUGCAGAGCCACCUGGCAAUUUUCAGCAUAACUCUUAACCAAUGGGCUCUCUUUUCCUGAGAGUUUCAUUUAUACCUCAUCGCUGUUUCCAGGAGGAAAAUCCCUACCCAGUGAGCAGUGGUGGCAGAACUUCCUGGAAACACAGCCUCAGUGACCAAAUGCCCUACUUUACAUUGGUGCCAGCAGGUCUCCUGGACCUCCCGGACCACUUGUUUCCUCGGUGCCAUCUCCAUGUUGUUGGGAAGAAGCUAGAAUGUGACCUGUUGAAUGUAGCAUAGCCAAGAACUUCCCUGAAACGUUGGUCGUCAGGAAAUCCUUCGCACUAGUUCUCCUCCUGAGACUGACCGGCUCACCCCUCCUGAGCCCAGGGACAAAGUGCAGCUGGUGGGUGCCCAGAGAGCCAUUCGUCACACCCCCACUUGGAACUAACGGGCACACAACUAUUGUAAAAUGUCUUGUUGCUUCUGCUGCCGCAUCCUCAGAGACAGAACCAAGACCUCAGCUGACCUUCUCACUGUGAAAGCCACCUACCACCUCAGGGAGCCAUUUCUAUCAGCCCCCAUUCCCCGAGCUCUCUGGCCUGGAGGUCAGCAUCCGUUUCCAUCCACGCCACCCACAUCCCUGCCCCCUCCCUCUCUAGAUGCAUCCUAAGGACUUGGGCGGUUAUCUCCGAAUGCACACCACCACAGUAACAACAAAAGAUGCUUUACCGCCAAGCUUUGCUGGCCAAGUCCUGUGUUUUGUUUUGCCUUACUCGAGAGAGAGAAUGGCAGUUGGAGUGCUCUUAAAAGUAGCCUGGCUGUCGAGCAGAAGGCACUUUUCUUUUCCUCAAGGAAUAAACCAAAAUAUGAUUUGGGGAGAUGGGGAGAAGAGUAAAGAGCAAAGUCAGGACUUGGCAGAAGCAGCCAUGGGAAAUCAGGGGCUAACUUUGGUAUUUACUCUGGUGCCCAACCAAGAACCCAGGUGGAAAGGGCUCUGGUGGCAGCUUUAGAGGCUUGUCCAGCGGGAUCAGCUUUGAUUUUCACUGACCAGCUGGGGGUGUAUACUCAGCACAGGGUGCAUUCUGGCUGUUGACCAGAUUGCCACCAAGUCGCCAAUGCCACUGAUGAGCUGCCCAUACUGGGAAGCAGUGUCACAAAUGCUCCGACACCACCUGCUUUGGGGACUGUCUUUGGUCCCCUCACUUGUGGCUAGAGGCAGUCAAAAGACAAGAGCAGCUGGAGAGAGAGAAUUAAUGUCCCCUCCCUGUCAUCUUUCCAGUGGCGAGAAUGUGGGAGUUGGUACAAGGAGCAGACGGGGAGGUAAGGGAGCCAGAACAUUUGUAAAGAAGGACGACCUGUCCCUCAGCACCACCACCUUCCCCCCGCCCCCAAGCUGGUGCAGAGCCUCCCCUGGGUAACUCCACACCUGGACCCUGUUUACAUCCUGUGCCAUAAGCACAGCCAAGCCCAGGCCAAACUCUUGCUGGCCUUGGAGUUCCAACAGGCUGGCUCAGCUGGUGAACAGACCUGUUUCCUGCACCUCCAGCCUCAAAGCCCCAGUUUUUAAUGAACGGGGAUUUCCCUCUGUGACUAAAAUCAAUGCAACACGUCGGAUGUAGAGAACGGCCGUAAUCUGAGGGCCCUCAGAGUGUGGUUUGCAGGGUCAGGAAUAAAGACUUCCGAGUGUGUGGACGUGAUACUUGCAUCUUGGCCUUCCCUGGACUUGGAACAAUUCAACUGGUUCCUCUAGCGCUGGGAUGCCAGUCCUGGAUCUUUGGAGAGCUGUAGCCACCAAGGAAGUCCUUCCAGUGCUUUCUACAGCCAUGGCCUCGCGGGAGAGGGAAAGGCUGUCUUGGGAAGUCAGUUGAAGAUGCCCCUUCCUUGUUAAUGCCUGAGCCCUUACAAGAAGCCAACCACAGAGUUGAGAGCUUCACAGGCACUCUAAGUCUGUGCAGAUUCUCAAGGUAGCUAUUUAUCAUCCGUGCCUUGAGUGACCCUACGUCUAAUUAAACUGGACCAACCUGAGUCCGGUGCAAAGACAAAUGGCCCCCUCGAGUGCUCAUAGGAAAACCCAGGGCUUUUCUAUGGCUCAAGCUCCUCCUCCGUGGCCUCCCAGGCUGCUCGGGUGGUCUUUGUGGGAGCUCUUCUGAGCAAUCCUCACUGACAGGUCCUAUCCAGGCUGGCCGGUGCGCCAUUCAAACAAACAAGAGCUGUCAAACCAGACAACAUUUCAAACGACAAUUUAAUUAAAUACAAACAAGGAAAAAAGGCACCACGGCCCAUUCAAGUAUUUUGCAUAGAUAUACAAAUAUUGUAAACAAUUAAUAGGUGGACGAGAGAAAAGAGGGUCUGUUUUCCGUGAACAAUCUCCCAAAUAAAAAUUCACAUUGCCAUGGA